UUUGCUAGCCAGCUGACUCGAGUUUGGCAUUUCGAUGCUGGAAACGGGGAAUUCUUUUUUCCCUUUUGCUCCGGUGGGCACUGAAUCCCGUCCGGUUUUUUUUUAAGAGAGGGAGAGAAUUGCUUGGAGCCGAAAGACCAGAUAAGGGCGGCAGUGAGCAGGAACUGCAAGUGCUGUGUAAAAUUGCAAGAGGAGGCAGAGGAAGCUGAUUUGAUGUUUCACAUGUAACCACAUCCGUGAUUUUAGUAGAAGACAUUCAGUUACUCUCUCUCUCUGACAGACACACACGUCUCCCUUUUUUUUUAAAGUUUCCCUCCAUUUUGUGACAAGCUGCAGGAUAGUAACAUCAGCAAAGCGUUUUGUUUCUGAUGGCUUUCAGUCCCUGGCAGAUCCUGUCCCCCAUUCAGUGGGCCAAGUGGACAUGGUCUGUGGUGAGACCAGGGCCAGGAGCUGAGGACAAUGAAGGGGAAGACUCCAACCCUGAAGAGAAAAGCUCGGACUCCGAAGCGAAUUUCGAGACCCCGGAAGGUGAGACACCUGUCCAAGACCAGCCGGAGAUAGAUGAGGAAGAAAGGCCAGCGACACACCAGGCAGUAGACUUGCACCCUGAAGACGAACAGUUGUUAGCAGAAUCGCCACUGCCUCUAAAGAGCCCGGCUGAGAGUCGCACAUUGCUGGAGUCAACCCAGGAUCAUGCUUCACAUAGCAUCAAGCCUCGUGAUCGAGUAGGACUUGGUAUCACUGACAGUACAGCUUCAGCCCACACCAUCAGUGCCAGUCGGUGCUCUGAGGUACAAAACGCUCUGGAAGUUAAGGAAACUGCAGAUGAAGUAAGAACAGGCAGAGAUUGUCCACCAAUUUCCCUCACACGUUCCUUGCUGCUGCCAGACAGCACAUCAGAAAACCUGGGGACCAGUGUCCAAGGAAGAGAGAUGACUGUGCCUGAGGAAGAAGUACCAGCCAUGGACCAAAAGGCAGAGGCCUUGGAUAUACAGACUCUACCUGGUAUCACCGAGUCAAAAAAGGCAAAACCUCCUGUCCUGGAAGUUGAGACUGUGGACGGUGGGGCAUCAGUAAAAGAUAGUGUCGUAAUGAAAAGGACAUCAGGCUGUAAUUCUGACCCGAGUGAUUUUCCUGAGAUUAAGAACCUUUCUAACACGGGAAUGUCAGGGAUUCAACCAUCGCCCCCGGUUCACGGACAGCCCUCUCUCUCAGCGAAUGCAGCAGAUGUGGAUGAGCCGGGACCACAAGAAGAACACAAAGACUUAGCACUGAAGCUGGAGUUUGACUUCUCAGAAGAUAAGGAAAAUGCAGAGGGGAGGGUGCCAGUGCCAAGGAAAGUGGGUAAAAAGCCUGGCAGCAUGUCCAGUGGGAAGAAACAAAGAACAGCAGUCUUGAAGGCCAGUGCUUCUGAAGAAAAAGACAUCACUCCCACCACCAACUUUGAUGACAUUCCCAUUCCAAACAAGUCCUACAAUUUGGAUUCUACCAAGUGGGAUGAUCCCAAUUUCAACCCAUUCGGCAGCUCCUCUCAUCUCCAGAACUCUCCCACGCAGCCAAAGGCCUCGUAUACAUUUGAUCCUGAUUGCUUGGAUUCAAUUGACCCUUUCAAGCCCACCAAAACGUUAGCCAACACAUUGGAGCCCCCUGCUCCCUUGGAGCCAGAGACUGCCAGGACUGAACAGCCCACUGUGGAGGGAGCACCCGAUGUGGGGAAAGCGGCACAAGAGUCACCCAAGAAGAACAAGCCCCGAGUGAUAACGAAUGCUUGCCGAGUGAAGAAAUAUGAAAACCAGUCUCUGGUGUUGGAUGUUUGCGACCAGGAUGCUGAGCCCAUUGAAAGGUGUGAUGUCCCUGACCUUGCCCAUAGAGAGAGGCAUGCCACUGAUGAAGAGAAACUGGCUUCCACCACAUCCGUCAAUCAAAAACAGCCCUGCCAAGACACAAAAGCUCAAGUGGAAGAUGACACAGAGUACUUUGAAUGCUCCAACCAUCCAGCGACUGCCACUAAACCAGAAUUAUUAGACCCUUUGGAAGGUUUGGCUAAGUCCAAAGAAAUAGACCAGCAGGAAAAAAAUGCACUCUUGUCACCUCAAAUUCCAGCCCCUGGGGUGUGCAGCAUGGAAAGCAUCCUCUCGUUUAAAGCACUUCUGAGUGAGAUGGAAGGGUCAGUGGGCAACGAGCUGAACAACAUCCAGGCAGACAAGACCGCUGUCCUGAGUUUAAUCAGAGAAGAGAUUGCAGCUAAGGAACUAGAGGCAAAUGAAUGGAAACAAAAAUAUGAAGACAGUCGACAAGAAGUCAUUGAAAUGAGAAGGAUUGUUGCGGAGUAUGAAAAAACCAUUGCACAGAUGAUUGAAGAUGAACAAAAGAACAAAAUGGUUUCUCAGACAUCCAUUCAGCAGCUGAUUACAGAAAAGGACCAGGCUUUGGCAGAUCUUAAUUCAGUGGAGAGGUCCUUAUCAGAUCUUUUCAGGAGAUACGAGAACAUGAAGAGUGUACUAGAGGGAUUCAAGAAGAAUGAAGAAGUAUUGAAGAAAUGUGCCCAAGAUUACUUGGCUAGAGUCAAACAAGAGGAGCAAAGAUACCAAGCUCUUAAACUCCAUGCUGAAGAAAAACUAGACAAGGCCAAUGAGGAGAUCGCCCAAGUGCGUGCUAAGGCCAAUGCAGAGGGAGCAGCCCUGCAAGCCAGCUUGCGAAAGGAACAAAUGAAAGUGGAUUCCAUGGAAAGGACAAUUCAGCAGAAGAACCAAGAGAUUGAGGAACUGACCAAGAUUUGUGACGAGCUGAUUGCCAAGCUAGGGAAAACUGAAUGAAGGCUGCAAACCCAAAAAUGGACAUUGCACGAUAAAGCUUCCUGCAGACCUUUGUUCCUACAGCACGCUGCCUUACUUAGAAAUAAUAUCCAACUCUAAUGCAUCUCGCCCCUGAAGUGGCAACACCCAGUAGUCUGCACAGCACAUAUGGAUCUGUCUUCAUGCACUGUUUACUGCACAAAUACAAAAAGUUGCCAAAACAUUCCCACAGUUGGCGGCGCCCAUUUUCUGACAUGUAAUUUGCUUUGCCAACACAUCAUCCUCAUCUUUGUCACCCAGCGGUAUUUAAAACUUCAACUAAAUAUAGAAUGCUUAAAGGUGCCAUCCAGUUACUACGUGUAAUUAUGGUGCCAGCCUUUUAUCUUCAGUUAUGCUUCCUGCAGUUUGCUCCAACUGAUGGUUAACCUAGACUGAGAGAGAUGGCCUUCUUCAGUGGAAUGUUUCAAUGUCACAGCUCUCAAGGUUCACUUUUCUGAAAUGAGAGCUUUGACAGUCAGUGCCAUGUUUUUUGUUUGAGUUCUUCCUGACAGUCUAAUCUCUCAAAUGUUGGGUUGAAUAGAAGAAAUGAGUUGUUUGUGUCUUCCACCCAAUCAUUGCCAUAUUUGGACAAUGCACUGGCUUCCCAUGUAAAAUUAGGUACUCAUUAAUCAGUGCUCUCAAUGCCAAUAAUGUAUUUUUUUCUUCAAAGCAGUAGUGAUUUCAUGCAAAUCAUCUUGAACAAGUGUUGAAAUUCUGUGUGGGCAUGCAGACUCAAUGGGGAAUCUGAGGAGACCAGUGUGGAUUUGGGUCUCCCAUUCAUGUCAGCAUUACCAGAGCUUCACGAGAACUAGUAAAGGACUGUGGCAAAACUUUAUCUUCAGAUUAGAUCCAAGCUUAUCUUCUCCAGGCCUGUUAGCUUUGAGGACCCAAAUUAAAGCAAACCCAGGGUCUUGAACUCAACAGUUUGGGUAUGAAACCAGGAAGUGUCAGGCCACUGGUAAAAUAAAUUCUGAUCGAGAUUGUGCAUUGUCUUUUGUGCAGAUAUGAAGUGGGACAGUGUGCUUGUAGAUGGGACACAGGUGUACCCAGAAGUAUUUAAUUCCAGAGUUGAAGUGAAGAAUCAUUUUCUUCCUCUCAGGAUGCUCACCAUUUUGAUGCUCAGGGGUUUUGCAAACCUGGGUUUAAGGUUUUGAGAUGUUGGCACACACCAAUGUUGCACACUGACCCUUCUUGCGAAUGGCUUCUGUCAAGUAAGCAACACUUCCUCACACGAGAUCACACAACACAUUCACGGUUCCAGCAGGUGCUGUCCUCUCAAUAGUGUAACAGGAUUUUGAACGCACAAAACUCUUUGUACGCUGAACAAUAUUUGUUUACUGCUAAUUAGAGAAUGUUAUCACCCUGACACUGGCUGAUAAAAAGUGCAUAUAUUUAAAUUCUCUUUCUGGAGUCUUGUCUUUUUAACUCCCUGUCCUGUCUUUUACAACAAUGGCAUAAAAUGACAUACAGCUGCAUAUUGACUGUAGAAUCACCCCCGCAGGUUGAAGCCUGCAAUUCAGUGAGAGAUUUUCUUGAACUUUUGUUCUGCCUGCAUUAAUAACUUUCUGAUAUUGUGGUUGUGCCAGUGGAAAUGAGCUUAUGGUGAUUCAAGUACAAUUCCUUUUAGUGUGUUGUUUUCCCUUGUGACUUGUCUGAGUAACUUGCACCAGCUCUGAUGUUCCUCCAUUAUUCCUCCAACAAUUUGCCUUGGCCAUGUUAAGCUGCUUUUCACUUGGGGAAAACCCUUCACCUGCAUAGUUUUUAUACACAGAUAUAUUUGUCUUUUUAUAUGUUAUGGUUCAAUGAAGAUUUUUAAAGUUGUAACUACAAAAAAAAACAGAUUAUAAAAUUUUAAUUCCAUGUACUAAUAUAUUUUUUUCCAUUGUCAU
Hemiscyllium ocellatum (epaulette shark) is the source of this 4723-nucleotide messenger RNA. It is a transcript of the gene tacc1, whose product is annotated as transforming, acidic coiled-coil containing protein 1. The transcript has 13 exons. The coding region runs from base 369 to 2816 and encodes 815 amino acids. Gene Ontology annotation, cellular component: cytoplasm. NCBI's taxonomy places the organism in Eukaryota, Metazoa, Chordata, Chondrichthyes, Orectolobiformes, Hemiscylliidae. The record is from RefSeq and is a predicted model, not a curated record. Gene Ontology annotation, biological process: cerebral cortex development; mitotic spindle organization; cell population proliferation.